UGGUCGAUUAGAGAGUGGACACUGUGUGAUCAGGCAUGUAGAUUUCAUUGAUCAUUACCAGCCUCAAGGGAACACUCUUGACACAUCAUGGAGACGGGAAAGCAACUGACGGGUACACUGGCUGUAGCAGUGUUCACAGCAGCUCUGGGUUCCCUGCAGUACGGAUACAGUCUGGGAGUCAUCAAUGCGCCCCAGAAGGUCAUUGAGAAGCACUAUGCUCUGUCUUUGGGCGUAUGGUCCGAGAGGUCAGCACUGCCAGAAAACAUCACGGAAGGAGAAAGUCCCCCGGAGGAGCAAAAGCAUCCUUCCGUGGUCAUGUACUGGUCACUGUCGGUGGCCAUCUUCUCCAUUGGCGGCAUGGUUUCCUCCUUCCUGGUGGGAUUUAUCGGAGACUAUAAAGGAAGGGUGAAGGGCAUGCUGAUGGUCAACAUUCUGGCCGUAGUGGCUGGACUGCUGAUGGGUCUGUCCAGGAUGUGGAAGCCCCACAUCAUGGUCAUCACGGGCCGCGCCAUCAUGGGCUUCUACUGUGGUUUAACAUCUGGAUUGGUACCAAUGUAUAUUGGAGAAAUUGCACCUAAAGCUUACAGAGGAGCUCUGGGAACGUUACAUCAGUUGGCCAUUGUCAUUGGCAUCCUACUCAGCCAGGUAAUAGGUUUGGAUUUCGUUCUCGGUAACGAUGAAAUGUGGCACGUGUUGCUUGGUCUGUCCGGAGCUCCUGCGAUAUUACAGACCGUUUUGUUGCCGCUUUGCCCCGAGAGUCCACGCUACCUUUACAUCCUGCUGGGCAAAGAGCAGGAAGCCCGGAAGAGUCUGCAUCGUCUAAAGGGGGCGUACGAUCCUGCUCACGAUCUGGAAGAAAUGAGGAGAGAGAAGGAAGAAGCAGACAAAGAGCCGACUGUGUCGAUCCGUUCUUUGAUCCUCUCCUCUGUAUAUAGGCAGCAGCUGUUUGUUGCCCUCAUGAUGCACCUUUCACAGCAGCUGUCUGGCGUUAACGCAAUCUUCUACUACUCUACAGCCAUCUUCACUCAGGCUGGUGUCAGUCAGCCAGUCUAUGCCACGAUAGGAGUGGGGGUCAUCAACACGGUCUUUACUUUGGUGUCCGUCGCACUGGUGGACAGAGCCGGAAGGCGCACGCUGACUCUGGUUGGUCUGGGAGGGAUGUGCUGCUGUGCUGUUGCCAUGACAGUGGGUCUCAAAUUCCAGAAUGACUACUCCUGGAUGAGCUACGUCAGCAUGGCGGCCAUCUUCAUGUUUGUGAGCUUCUUUGAGGUCGGCCCCGGUCCAAUUCCAUGGUUCAUAGUGGCUGAACUGUUCAGCCAGGGGCCUCGGCCGGCCGCCAUCGCCCUCGCAGGCUGCUGCAACUGGACCAGUAACUUUAUCGUUGGCAUGACCUUCCCUUACAUACAGGCUUGGAUGGACUGCUACGUGUUCAUCCUGUUUGCUGUGUUGCUUCUCUGUUUCACCAUAUUUAUUUAUUUCCGGGUUCCUGAGACCAAGGGCAAAACGUUCGAGGAGAUUGCCGCCGUCUUCCAAAAGAAAAAGAGGAUUCCCAAAGACAAUGCCGAGCUGGAGCAGCUCAAAUCGUCCAGCGACGCCUAAGGCAGCAGCAGCUAUGGUGACUGCACGGCAGCUCGCUGCAACCCAGAGGUCAAAGAGGUCAAAACCUCUUGACCUUAAUUCACAUGUUAUUGAGUUACAACACACUUUAAAGUGUUUUAUUGGCAAUGUAUUGACUCAGAUUAGAGCAUAAUAGUGGAGGGAAAAGACGGAUAUGAUUGGUUUUACAAUUUUGUUUUUCUUAUCAAAUAAUUGUGUGACCUGCGAUUGUAUUCAGCCCCCUUGAUUAACUCUUUGCUGAAUUGUUUGCAAUGCAAUAUUGCUGCCCUUUCUUUUUUGUAAAAAUGUCUCCAGAUCUGUC
Molecule: messenger RNA, 1918 nt
Organism: Poecilia reticulata (guppy)
Lineage: Eukaryota; Metazoa; Chordata; Actinopteri; Cyprinodontiformes; Poeciliidae
Gene: slc2a2
Product: solute carrier family 2 member 2
Biological process (GO): dehydroascorbic acid transport
Cellular component (GO): brush border; plasma membrane
Molecular function (GO): D-glucose transmembrane transporter activity
Source: RefSeq, a predicted model, not a curated record